Messenger RNA from Vicia villosa (hairy vetch), 1744 nucleotides. Its product is annotated as protein VASCULATURE COMPLEXITY AND CONNECTIVITY-like. The record is from RefSeq and is a predicted model, not a curated record. Bases 1209 to 1691 code for a protein of 160 amino acids. The transcript is spliced from 3 exons. Lineage: Eukaryota; Viridiplantae; Streptophyta; Magnoliopsida; Fabales; Fabaceae.
UUUCUCCUCUCAUUGUUGUGAUGAUAAUGUCAACACAUGGAUCUUGUCAAGGACCUCUUGCUCCUGUACAGGGUCCGUUGAUGAGAUUUCCCUUGGUGUCUCCUAGAUCUAUGUAUAGGAGAAGCGGAUAGACUAUGGUGGUGAGGGUCUGGAAUUGAUGGUGAAUGAAGAAGGGCGCUUUCAAGGGUUGAUAAUUGCUCGUUGACGCGAGCUGAGGUUCUCAAUAAAGACCAAUGGGAGCUCACUUUCGUUCUAGAAUGUGAGUUAGCCUUAGCCUCUCGCCCUUUUGGGCAAUGAUUAAAGAAUGCUGCUGGACUUGAGCUAUCAGGCCACGUAGGAGGUGGUUCGUCUUCUGUCCUCCUGUGAACAACGGGAUUUGCUGAAUCUUGUUGGGGAGGGGAAUGAUGACACGAUGCCAUUGCUUCAUAGACUUGUUGCUUUUGAGAAAAAACAACGAUGUGCUUCAGCUGCACGGGAUGUCUCACAGGAGUCAUUUGAUCUUAAAAGUAUGAAAUGGAAAGAUUGUUUUGGCUUAAUUCCUGCAAAGGAAGUUAAUGAUUUGAGGUGGACUUAGAUCAUCGUCCCAAGAGACUUCUAAGUUGCUGAAGACAACAUUGCUCUAAGGAAGAGGUGGUCUAUGUUAGGUCUUCGCGGUAUAGUUUGGGUCGGUUUUGAGACAACAUUGCUCCAAGGAACGGGUGGUCUCCGUUACUUCUGAAAAAUCUUAACAUUAAGUUUUUUUAACAUGUAUUUCAAACUCUUGUCAAUCAAAAUUAACGGGCACAAUAUGCAACGUAACAACCACAAUGUGUUUCUGAAAGAGCAAAAUCUGAUUACUAUUGCCUUAGGCUGGACAACAAUAAAUUUUCUAUAAACAAAGCAAUGUGUUUAUGAUAGACCAAUAUUUUUAACGGUUAGACUCACAGAUUUUAUAAUAGAUUCAAUUCAUCAAAUCAUUUUCAAUGUCUUUAACCACUGCAUGUCAUAGCCACAGUGACCACCCAACCUCUACCACACAAGAUCUCUCCAUCUCACCACAAAAAGAUCAUUUUUUUUCUUUCUACCUUCUUCUUGUUGAAGAAAGGAUAAAGAAAAAAACAUAUAAACAUUUCAGUUUAAUUAUUCCACAGACCUUUACUUAAUUAUUUGUAUGUACUUGAAACCAGCCAGAACAGAGAAAAUUCCAGAAAAAUAUUAGUCCUAUACAAAUGGCUAGAGUAGCUGGCAUAUUUGUUUGUCUCCUGAUUGUAAUCAUGGAUAUAGCAGCUGGGAUUCUUGGUUUGGAGGCUGAAAUUGCACAAAACAAGGUUAAGCAUUUGAAAUUGUGGAUAUUUGAAUGUAGAAAGACAAGUCAUGAUGCCUUCAUGUUGGGAUUGGGUGCAGCAGUGCUUUUGGGACUAUCUCAUGUUAUAGCCAAUUUGUCAUGUUGCUGCAAUUGUGUUUGUUCCCAACAAGAAUCUAAGAAAGCUUCCUGUAAAAGGAAACUCUCUCUAGCUUGCCUUAUUUUAACCUGGUUGGUGGUGGCUGUUGGAUUGUCCAUGUUGGUGAUAGGGUUUAUGUCCAAUAAGAGGGCACAUAGUUCUUGUGGUUUCUCACACCAUCACUUUUUGUCUAUUGGUGGAAUUGCCUGUUUUAUCCAUGGUUUAUUAUGUGUUAUAUAUUACAUUUCUGCCGCUGCCUCUUUAGAUUAGUAUUUUGUAACAUAAUAGUAACAUCUAUUGGUCACUGAGUUAUUUUAUUAGGG